Phacochoerus africanus (Common warthog) is the source of this 2156-nucleotide messenger RNA. It is a transcript of the gene ACOT12, whose product is annotated as acyl-CoA thioesterase 12. The transcript has 15 exons. Gene Ontology annotation, molecular function: lipid binding; acetyl-CoA hydrolase activity. Gene Ontology annotation, cellular component: extracellular exosome. NCBI's taxonomy places the organism in Eukaryota, Metazoa, Chordata, Mammalia, Artiodactyla, Suidae. The record is from RefSeq and is a predicted model, not a curated record. Bases 110 to 1789 code for a protein of 559 amino acids.
GGCGCGGGAUGCGGGCCUGGGAGGCAGCGGCGAGGUGCCCUUUGGAGUGGGGGCGGGCCGGGCGGCGGCCAGGCUCCCUCGCCCGGGGGCUUCGCACUCUUGCCCAGUCAUGGAGCUGCCCACACCCGGCGAGGUGCGCAUGAGCCAGGCCAUCCAGCCCGCGCACACCAACUCCCGCGGUGAGCUGAGCGCCGGGCAACUUCUCAAGUGGAUCGACGCCACCGCCUGCCUAGCGGCUGAAAAGCAUGCUGGGGUUUCCUGUGUUACAGCCUCAGUGGAUGACAUACAAUUUGAGGAGACAGCUAGACUUGGACAAGUUAUAACCAUCAAAGCGAAAGUUACUAGAGCAUUUAGCACAAGCAUGGAGAUCAGCAUCAAGGUCACAGUACAGGAUAUGUGCACUGGCACUGAGAAACUUGUUAGUGUGGCUUUCUCUACAUUUGUAGCCAAACCAGUUGGAAAAGAAAAGAUUCAUUUAAAACCGGUCACACUUCUAACUGAACAAGAUCAUGUGGAACAUAACCUGGCUUCUGAGAGAAGGAAAGUUAGGUUACAACAUGAAAAUACCUUUAAAAACUUGAUGAAGGAAAGUGGCACAUUUGAUGGUUCCAUUUGUGAUGAAGAGGAAGGAACGGUUUCCACAAGGGGUACCUUCGUGCAGAGCAUCGAACUUGUUCUCCCACCCCAUGCAAACCAUCAUGGAAAUACAUUUGGUGGCCAGAUUAUGGCUUGGAUGGAGACAGUGGCUACUAUUUCUGCAAGCCGCCUGUGUCGAGCGCAUCCCUUUCUGAAAUCCGUGGACAUGUUUAAGUUUCGGGGACCGUCUACAGUUGGAGAUCGUCUUGUCUUCAAUGCCAUUGUCAACAAUACAUUUCAGACCUGUGUGGAAGUGGGAGUGCGCGUGGAGGCCUUUGACUGCCAGGAGUGGUCUGAGGGCCGAGGCCGUCACAUCAACAGUGCUUUUCUCAUUUAUAAUGCUGUCGACGAUAAAGAAGACCCGGUCACAUUUCCCAGAAUCAAACCCAUGUCAAAGGAUGAUUUUAGACGAUACCGUGGAGCUAUUGCACGCAGGAGAAUCCGCCUUGGCAGAAAAUAUAUUAUUUCCCACAAAGAAGAGGUUCCACUUUGCAUACACUGGGAUAUUGGCAACCAGGUAUCUUUGAGUAAUGGCAAUGUGGAGGCUCUCAAAAAUCUGGCAGCCAAAAGUGGUUGGGAGCUUACCAGUGCUGUGGAAAAGAUAAAAAUAUAUACUUUGGAAGAGCAUGAUAUUUUAUCUGUUUGGGUUAAAAAACGUGCAGAGAGACCAGCGCACUUGGCUUAUCAUCUUUUAUCUGACUUUACCAAGCGACCUUUGUGGGACUCCCAUUGCAUGUCCUGUGAAGUCAUAGACUGGAUAAAUGAAGAUGAUCAGAUUUAUCAUAUCACUUGUCCUCCGAUGAAUGAUGACAAACCCAAAGACUUGGUGGUACUUGUAUCACGAAGAAGGCCUCUCAAAGAUGGUCACACUUACACGGUGGCAGUGAAGUCGGUUACUCUGCCAUCAGUCCCACCUUCACCACAGUACGUCAGAAGUGAAAUCGUAUGUGCCGGAUUUCUCAUCCAUGCUGUUGAUAGCAAUUCGUGUACCAUAUCUUACUUUAACCAGAUUUCUGCUGGCAUCCUUCCUUAUUUUGCUGGAAAUCUUGGUGGGUGGUCAAAAUCCAUUGAAGAGACAGCAGCCUCCUGUAUACAAUUCAUAGAGAAUGCUACUGAUGAUGGAGCUAUGCAUAUUUUAAAUGAUAAAUUUUAAAUUACCUGUCCUUUGAUGUCCCACUUUCAAUUUCAAGCACCCUUAGUUCUGACACUUGGCAAGCUUCUGGGCUACGAAAUAAUGUCAUAUCGGUCUAAGCAAAAAAUGCAGUUAUGAAGAGGUUAAAAAACAAAAAGAUUUGGGUGAUUUGGGUGAUUUUUAACAUUAAAAGUUUUAAAACUCUGUUGUAGAUCACCUGUGGCUCUGCUCCCUUCCAGGGAUGCAGGCAAUGGAAAAUUUCUCAUAGGCAAUAUUUUGUCUUCUGUAAAAUGGUGAAAGUUUGGUUAACAGAAUCAAAACAGUUUUAUGCUCAGGGCUGAAACAUAUUCUGGGUGAAAUUUUAAAAUUUUUUAUAAAGUCAGAAAUG